CUUGUCACUAUCUUCAGAAGCAAAAAGCGUCAAGAUAAAGGCACAAAAAUGACCGAGUUUUGGCUAAUUUCUGCUCCUGGGGAAAAAACUUGUCAACAGACAUGGGAGAAACUACAUGCAGCAACUACAAAAAGUAACAAUCUUUCUACUAAUUCAAAGUUCAAUAUUCCGGACUUGAAGGUUGGCACACUGGAUGUUUUGGUUGGUCUGUCAGAUGAGUUGGCUAAACUGGAUGCAUUUGUGGAGAGUGUUGUAAAAAAAGUGGCCCAGUAUAUGGCUGAUGUUCUAGAAGACAGUAAAGAUAAAGUUCAGGAGAAUCUUCUGGCUAAUGGAGUUGACUUGGUCACCUAUAUAACAAGGUUCCAGUGGGAUAUGGCCAAAUACCCAAUCAAGCAAUCCUUGAAGAAUAUUUCAGAAAUUAUUGCAAAGGGAGUAAACCAGAUUGACAAUGAUCUGAAAGCAAGAGCCUCGGCAUACAACAAUCUGAAAGGGAACCUUCAGAAUUUGGAAAGAAAGAAUGCGGGGAGCUUGCUAACCAGAAGUCUUGCUGAUAUUGUAAAGAAAGAGGACUUUGUACUUGAUUCAGAAUAUCUGGUCACGUUAUUAGUGAUUGUACCAAAAUUAAAUUAUAAUGACUGGGUUAAACAAUAUGAAACACUAGCAGAGAUGGUUGUACCACGUUCCAGCAAUGUACUCUUUGAGGAUCAAGAUAGUUACCUUUGUAAUGUCACCUUGUUCAGGAAGGCAGUGGAUGACUUCAAGCAUAAAGCCAGAGAAUAUAAAUUUAUGGUCCGUGACUUCCAGUACAAUGAAGAAGAGAUGAAAGCGGAUAAGGAAGAAAUGAAUAGACUGUCAACUGACAAGAAGAAACAGUUUGGGCCUCUGGUUCGGUGGCUGAAAGUCAAUUUCAGUGAAGCUUUCAUUGCAUGGAUUCAUGUGAAAGCACUGCGAGUUUUUGUUGAAUCUGUUUUAAGGUAUGGUUUGCCAGUUAACUUCCAGGCAAUGCUGCUUCAGCCUAAUAAGAAAACAAUGAAGAAAUUGAGGGAGGUUUUGUAUGACUUAUACAAACACCUUGACAGCAGUGCGGCAGCUAUCAUUGAUGCAACUAUGGAUAUUCCAGGCUUAAACCUCAGUCAGCAGGAGUACUACCCAUACGUGUACUACAAGAUCGAUUGUAACUUGCUGGAAUUCAAGUAGAAGUUCCCUAACAUGACAAUCUUCUCAGUGUUGGUGUAAACAAACAGAAGUGAGGUUGAAGUACAGUAAUACUUUUAACACUCUACUAAUCAUAUGCUUGCUUCCUAUGUUAGGUGAAUUUAACACACAGUGGUCCAUCUCUAGACAGUUUCUUUUUAAAGAACAGUGUCGGUAAUCUGCUUUUAACCAGUUAUGUCUGUAAAUGUAUAUUGAGAGAAUUGAAGUAUUUAUAAACAGAGUGAUUUAUUUAAAGAAAAGCUCAUUCUGCUUUCAUAUGGUGGUCCAUGUUAAUUCCAUUUACCAUUGUUUAUAAAAAAACUUGUUUACAGAGGAAUAGUGUAAAUGUUCAUGGCCAUUUUGUUCAUUUGAUUUAGUAGAUACAAAUGUGUCAACGUUGUUGAACUGUGAUGUAAAGUAUGUAAAAUUGGUAUGAAAUUGUGCUUUCUGAAUGGUUUAAAAUUACAAUCGAAGCACUGUAAACACAGGAGAAAAUAAAGAUACCUGUGCAAAUGUGUCA
This is a messenger RNA of Opisthocomus hoazin, 1714 nucleotides long. The record is from RefSeq and is a predicted model, not a curated record. NCBI's taxonomy places the organism in Eukaryota, Metazoa, Chordata, Aves, Opisthocomiformes, Opisthocomidae.